AUGGAGGGCAAGGAGGAGGACGUGCGGCUGGGCGCCAACCGGUACUCGGAGCGGCAGCCGAUCGGGACGGCGGCGCAGGGCGGCGGCGCGGACGACAAGGACUACAAGGAGCCGCCGCCGGCGCCGCUGUUCGAGGCGGAGGAGCUGACGUCGUGGUCCUUCUACCGCGCGGGGAUCGCCGAGUUCCUGGCCACCUUCCUGUUCCUGUACAUCAGCGUGCUCACGGUGAUGGGCGUGGUGGGCAACCCCUCCGGCUCCAAGUGCGGCACCGUGGGCAUCCAGGGCAUCGCCUGGAGCUUCGGCGGCAUGAUCUUCGUGCUCGUCUACUGCACCGCCGGCAUCUCCGGCGGCCACAUCAACCCCGCCGUCACCUUCGGGCUGUUCUUGGCCAGGAAGCUGUCGCUCACCCGGGCCGUGUUCUACAUGGUGAUGCAGUGCCUGGGGGCCAUCUGCGGCGCCGGGGUGGUGAAGGGGUUCCAGACCACGCUGUACAUGGGCAACGGCGGCGGCGCCAACUCGGUGGCGCCGGGGUACACCAAGGGGGACGGCCUGGGGGCGGAGAUCGUGGGGACCUUUGUGCUCGUGUACACCGUCUUCUCCGCCACCGACGCCAAGCGCAGCGCCAGAGACUCCCACGUCCCCAUCUUGGCGCCGCUGCCGAUCGGGUUCGCGGUGUUCCUGGUGCACCUGGCGACGAUCCCCAUCACCGGCACCGGCAUCAACCCGGCGCGCUCCCUCGGCGCCGCCAUCAUCUACAACAAGAAGCAGUCGUGGGACGACCACUGGAUCUUCUGGGUGGGCCCGUUCACCGGCGCGGCGCUGGCGGCCAUCUACCACGUGGUGGUGAUCAGGGCCAUCCCCUUCAAGAGCCGUAAACUCAAUCAGCCAUGGAAUGGAAUGGAUGGAAUCCUGUCGUUCAUCGACCAUCGUUUGUGCUGA
This is a messenger RNA of Triticum turgidum subsp. durum (durum wheat), 939 nucleotides long. NCBI's taxonomy places the organism in Eukaryota, Viridiplantae, Streptophyta, Magnoliopsida, Poales, Poaceae. The record is from the annotation of a GenBank genome assembly.